Messenger RNA from Elaeis guineensis (African oil palm), 842 nucleotides. Its product is annotated as auxin-responsive protein SAUR32. Gene Ontology annotation, biological process: response to auxin. Lineage: Eukaryota; Viridiplantae; Streptophyta; Magnoliopsida; Arecales; Arecaceae. The record is from RefSeq and is a predicted model, not a curated record.
UCUAACCUGGUCCUGAAAAGCUUCGAAUUCCUCCACCAGCUAAACUUGCCAAGACUCGUUGAAAGGGCCUCGACGAUGUCCAACGUCCCUACGUCUCUCUGCGAUUCCUCUCUCACCCUCUUCCAACUUGCAAUCUCCAGCUCCGAUCCUUGGCCUUUCUCUUUCUAAACCUCAACACUUUUUUCUCCCCAACUUCGCAGCUUAAUUUGUCUGCAUAAUUUCCUUCUUCUUGGCCUUCCUUCUUGCCCUGUUGGUUCUUUCUAUUCUUUUCUUUCCUUCUUGGCCUUCUCUUUUUCUUUUCUUCCAAGAUGAGACGUGAAGAGAAGUAUCAUCAACAACACCAGAAUCACCAUCGUUUGCUGAGCUUUCACCCCCACGCGCCGCACCUCGGCCACAAGCAUAGGCAUGAGAAGGGAAAGAGUCCGGCCACGACGAUGCCGCCGAAAGGGUGGGUGGGGAUAAGGGUGGGACAGGAAGGGGAGGAGCAGCACCGGUUCGAGGUGCCGGUGGAGUAUCUGAAGCACCCGCUCUUCGUGGGGCUGCUGCACCAGGCGGAGGAGGAGUUCGGCUUUGAGCAGAACGGAGCCAUCACCAUUCCCUGCGGCGUCGAUCACUUCCGUCACGUCCAGGACAUCAUCGACCGUGACUCCGCCGCCGCUCACCACCACGGACACCACCCUCACCUUGCCGGCUGCUUUGGGGCUUGAAGAUUUUAUAUUGGUUUUAUUUUUAUUUUUUUCUUGUUAAAUAUGUUCUUGGAAUUUGGGAAGUGGAGGAGGAUUGAUGAUGUUGAAAACUUGUGUACUUUACAAUAAAAAAUACCUUUAUGUUCUUCUUUAGCA